AUGUCGCACUCCCAACUCAAGUCCGAACCCGAAACCCGGCCCUGCUCAGCAUGCCAUCAUCCUCCGGACAGGCUCCGCGGACCUACGGCAGCCAUCACAAGCCUCAGUGCUCUACGCCAAGGGGCAGAGUCCGGAUGCCUUUCGUGCUCUGUCUUGAGUGCCGGUAUUGAUGGCGUCAUUGGCGAUGAUUUGCCCCUGGACGGGAAGAUCCAAGAUGCCGUCGAAAGGCUCCGCAUGGACAUGAAUAUGACGGCAUCAGGGCAGAGUCUUACCUUGACCCUCUUUAAACGCCAGAUGGAGAUUUCCGUUUUUGCUCCCCCACCAUCCAUCGGAGUUUUAGAUCUGCCUCAAACCACAAACUCUGAAGCUAGUUUCCAAUGGGUAGCAGAGAAACUCGGGCAAUGCGGCAACCACCAUGGAUGCCAUCGGACAUGUUCCAACUUGACAGUAACUCUGCCGAGGAGAAUCCUGGACGUGGGUUCUACAGAUGGGGAUCUCGUUCGUUUAAGAGAACUCGAUGCCGAAGACACUGCGGUGCCAAAUUAUGCAUGCUUAAGCCACUGCUGGGGCGCAUCACGGCCUUCGAGAACAGUAAUGGCCAACCUUGAUUCGCAUAAAGAAGAGGUCCCAUGGAGUUCGCUGCCGCCCGUUUUUCGAGAUUCCAUCACCUAUGUGCGCAAAUUGGGGAUAUCGUUGCUAUGGAUCGACAGUCUCUGCAUUGUACAAGAUGAUAAAGAAGAUUGGAGAAUGGAAGCCGCCAAGAUGGCGUCAAUCUACCAAAACGCAUAUCUCGUAAUCUCUGCAUCCAAGUCUCAUAAUUCGGAAGAUGGGCUUUUCGGCGGCAUUAAUGGAGAGUCGAAUCCUAUUGUAAUCCCUAUUCCGUCUUCAAGUCAAGGAUCUGCACUAUGUUUUCGCAAGUCUUUUACACAUUUACCUGGAUACAUGGACCAAAGGCUUGUCAAGAAAUCUCCCCUUCCGACUUUAAAUCGCGGGUGGAUAUUCCAGGAACGUCUUCUAGCUUCGCGAGUUCUCCAUUUUGGGCCGCAAGAGCUCUCAUGGGAAUGCUUGGAGGACUCGGCCUGCCAGUGCACUGGCACAUAUUCUUCCUCGACUGGCAAUGGAGCUACUAAUACAGCUCUUACGAUGUCUGCGCAACGGAUGCUGCAACCGAAAGGUAUUUAUAACCAAUAUUAUUGGAAACAGCUGGAUGGAACGAGACUCAUCAAGGUCUGGCAUAUGUUGGUAGAAGACUAUACAAGGCUUCAUCUUACUUUCGAGAGCGAUAUUUUCCCAGCAAUGUCAGGCAUCGCGAAGAGUUUCCAGCAAUACACAAAAUCGGAAUAUGUUGCUGGAAUGUGGGCGAAAUCUUUGCUGUGUGACCUAGCAUGGCAUAAAGAAACCAUAUCGAGCAGCUCGACGGAGAAUGUCGAAUGGCAUCAACGUCCGAAAGCAUGGAGAGCUCCAACAUGGUCUUGGGCCUCGGCACUUGGCCCCGUGCAAUUUCUCGAUAUAGGAAACGGCUUGGUUCCUUUAUGUGAGCUCGAAGAAGUGAAGUGCUCACCCUACCAGUUGGAUCCAACUGGCGAGCUAAGAAGCGGUCACCUCUUGCUACGUGGCUAUCUUAUAUCGACUUCAAUCCGAUAUAGGCCAUCCGUGAAAGAGGGUUCAAAGGCACCAUUUGACUUGUAUGAACUCGACAUUAUGCACAGGCAAGUGGGCAAUGUAUGGGCAGAUUACGACUCAUCUCUGCCAGGAACUGAUCACGUUGUUUCUGGAACUCCCGUAAAAUGUUUCAUGCUCACGGCAAGACCUGACUCAGGCUCACUGACACUGCUUCUGUUGAACGAGAUUGGCUAUGAUGAGCAACAUUCCUGUACCGUAUGGAAGCGGCUGGGGUUGAUCCAACUAUCGAAACCUCCCACGGUACUCCGGGAUGCCAAAGAAUACUGGUUCGGCGUCUUCAAAUCUCAGUUAGCUAAUACGACACUGGUAAAGAUUAUAUAA
This is a messenger RNA of Trichoderma atroviride IMI 206040, 2004 nucleotides long. The record is from RefSeq and is a predicted model, not a curated record. Lineage: Eukaryota; Fungi; Ascomycota; Sordariomycetes; Hypocreales; Hypocreaceae.